AUGUCGGGCUCGCGCUGCCAGACGCUGUACCCCUUCUCCGGGGAGCGGCACCGGCAAGGGCUCCGCUUCGCCGCGGGGGAGCUGAUCACGGUGCUGCAGGUGCCGGACGGCGGCUGGUGGGAAGGGCAGAAGGAGGACGGGCUGCGCGGCUGGUUCCCGGCCAGCUACGUGCAGCUCUUGGAGCAGAAACCCAGAAAGGCAACUCCUCAGACAGGAGAAGAUACCUUGAACAGCCAUCUUCCCCCUGGCUGGCAGAGCUAUAUGUCUCCUCAGGGCCGAAGAUACUAUGUGAACACCUUCACAAACGAAACGACCUGGGAGCGGCCAAGCAGUGUGCCUGGGACUCCAAAGAGCCCUGUGUCACAGAAGAGUUCUGCAGUGAAUGGCUACCACAUCUCUGGGACCCCAGUACACCAGCUCGACUCUGGUCAUAUGAGCCUCCGAAAAGCCAGUGGGGACCCCCAGACCCCGGGGUCCCCGGCGGCGCCGCGGCGGCAGAGCAAGGAGAGCAGCCUGACGAUAAACUGUGUGACUUUCCCCCACCCUGACGUAAUGCCAGAGCAGCAGUUGCUGAAACCUUCGGAGUGGAGCUACUGUGAUUAUUUCUGGGCUGAUAAGAAGGAUUCGCAAGGGAACAAUACAGUGUCAGGAUUUGAAAUUCUUCUUCAAAAGCAACUUAAAGGGAAACAAAUGCAGAAAGAAAUGGCAGAAUUCAUUCGAGAAAGGAUAAAGAUUGAGGAGGAAUAUGCUAAGAACCUGUCCAAACUGUCUCAGAAUUCCUUGGCUGCUCAGGAAGAAGGCACACUAGGAGAGGCUUGGGCUCAGCUAAAGAAGAGUCUAGCUGAUGAAGCAGAGGUUCAUCUCAAAUUUUCUUCUAAGCUUCAGAGCGAGGUAGAGAAACCCCUGCUCAACUUCAGAGAGAACUUUAAGAAAGACAUGAAGAAGUGUGACCACCAUAUUGCAGACUUACGGAAGCAUCUGGCCAGCCGCUACGCAGCAGUUGAAAAGGCCCGGAAAGCCUUGACAGAGAGACAGAAGGAUCUGGAAAUGAAAACGCAGCAGCUAGAGGUGAAGCUCAGCAACAAGACGGAAGAGGAAAUUAAGAAGGCGAGACGGAAGUCCACUCAGGCGGGAGAUGACCUGAUGCGCUGCGUGGAUCUUUACAAUCAAGCCCAGUCCAAGUGGUUUGAGGAAAUGGUGACCACCACUCUGGAGCUUGAGAGACUAGAAGUUGAAAGGGUGGAGAUGAUUCGGCAGCAUCUUUGCCAGUAUACACAGCUGCGGCAUGAGACAGAUAUGUUCAACCAAAGUACAGUAGAGCUUGUGGAUCAGUUGCUUCGGAAAGUGGAUCCUGCCAAAGACAGGGAACUGUGGGUAAAAGAACACAAAACUGGAGAUAUCCGACCUGUGGACAUGGAAAUAUAGACUGAUCUGUAGUUGUAUGUGAUGAGUCCACCGAAUUAACCAGGCUAAUGUUUGUUUAAGGGUCAGAAGAGCACAGGGAAAAGG
Gavia stellata (red-throated loon) is the source of this 1509-nucleotide messenger RNA. It is a transcript of the gene GAS7, whose product is annotated as growth arrest specific 7. Gene Ontology annotation, cellular component: cytoplasm; actin filament; plasma membrane. Bases 1 to 1425 code for a protein of 474 amino acids. The transcript is spliced from 14 exons. NCBI's taxonomy places the organism in Eukaryota, Metazoa, Chordata, Aves, Gaviiformes, Gaviidae. Gene Ontology annotation, biological process: neuron projection morphogenesis; actin filament polymerization. Gene Ontology annotation, molecular function: actin filament binding. The record is from RefSeq and is a predicted model, not a curated record.